AUGAAUUGCCCUGGAGAGAAUAGGAACUUGAAGAGAAGUCGCAAGCAGAAAACUUCUGUGAAAAAAGAGCAAAAACCUAUCAUUCCAGAACCAAAGCCAGGACCCAGGGUAAAAGUUGUUGUUAAAAAAAGUGAUAAAUUGGAAAAUAAAGUUAAAAGAAUUGGACCACACAUAGAAAUCUUCCAGGUAUUCCAAGUAAAAAGCAAACUCUUCAUUACCAAAAACAUCAUUGACAUGGUCACCCUCAUGCAGGCUCAUGUCAGGGGGUGGCUUGAACGCAAGAGAUUUCAAAGACUAAUGUCCAAGGCUUUGUGUCAUGGACCAAAUUUGAAAGAAGUUAUUAACAUGUAUCGGGGAUUAAUCCACCGUGUAAGGUGUCGACUUGGUCUCCGGAGGACAAGACAAAUUAUAAACUUUUCAGAGCUAGAGGAAUGGAUGGACAGAAAAAAAUACUAUGAAACAAAGUUUGCCAAGAGAGAAGAUUGGCAGGGAUUAGAAAGAAGUGAUCUCCUUAAAUACUUUAGAGACUGUGGCCAUUACCCAACCCAGAAGCAGGUUGAUGAGUAUUGGGACUUGUUCAACAAAGAUAAGUCACUAACACAUCCUGAAGUGAUCAAAAGGACCCAGGCAAUUGAACUGUUAUUUAUGCUCUAUCCUCCGAAAGGUGCCCAUGUGGGCAACAAAGGCAGACUAAAGUCAACCUGGCUGAGACCCAUAGUAAAUGGAGAAGAAGGCUAUAAAUAUAUAGUGAAUCGACAUCCAAUACUCAGAAGAGCUAACAUCCAGAUUGUUGGAAAAUUGGUGGCCAGAUCGAUAAGAGAAAGGAAAAUGAGAGCAUAUUUUAAAUCACGAGAAGUUUAA
Messenger RNA from Marmota monax (woodchuck), 861 nucleotides. It is a transcript of the gene Iqcm, whose product is annotated as IQ motif containing M. The transcript has 7 exons. Gene Ontology annotation, molecular function: protein binding. The record is from RefSeq and is a predicted model, not a curated record. The coding region runs from base 1 to 861 and encodes 286 amino acids. NCBI's taxonomy places the organism in Eukaryota, Metazoa, Chordata, Mammalia, Rodentia, Sciuridae.